Molecule: messenger RNA, 918 nt
Organism: Ophidiomyces ophidiicola
Lineage: Eukaryota; Fungi; Ascomycota; Eurotiomycetes; Onygenales; Onygenaceae
Exons: 2
Coding region: 1-918 (305 amino acids)
Biological process (GO): mitochondrial proton-transporting ATP synthase complex assembly
Cellular component (GO): mitochondrion
Source: RefSeq, a predicted model, not a curated record
AUGCCACCGUCCAGUCCCCGCAGCCGCGGGCUUCUCCCACACCCUCCCAGCGUGUCUACAAUCGCUACUACACCAAGCUUGAACGCCAUGCUCGACGGUGCGUACGCCAUCACCCCGCUCCAACACGAGCUCGGUCUCGACGACGUCAACCAGCUCUGGGACACAUAUCGCCGCUCGAUUGCGGAUCGACGACGGCAGGACCGCCUCCAGUUUCAACCGGGAGCAAGGGAGGAUUCCAAACCGACGGGGUGGUCCCAGACAUAUCUGCCCUUUCAGCCGCCGCCGAUACCGCCCACCGCGCCGCAGCCGAAGUUGAAGACCCUGGCCGCAUACCUGGACCUGGAGAAGGUGCGGGACUUGGGAUGCGUCGAGAUAGAGGCCGUGUGGCGUCUGCGGCACGCCUUGUCGAAACAUUCGCUCUGUGCCAGUAUCCCGUCGUCGACGUUCAGCCGCAUGGCCAAAAACGCUCGCCGCCAUCCUCGCUUCAUCCUCCCGCUGCCAGUAGGGCUGCCUCAAACUAGUGAAUUAGACUCAGCUGCCGGGGAUAGCCUGGAUAAAGGAGUGUCAUUCCAUUUCAUCGAGUGGAGUUUUCCGUCCGCCGCGGCUGUCACCGUGAUCAUGACGCACUUGGCGGAGUUCAAGACAAAAGGAGAAUUCGCCAUCCCGCACACGGCCAUCACCCAUCAUCUCGAGCUCGCGAAGGACAAGGGCGUGGUGCUGCUGCAAGGGGCGGUGACGGAGAACACGGGCGUGAGCGUGGAGGACGCGCGUUGGCUGCUGGUGAUGCUGCAGCGGUUUUACGGGGGCGUGGGCGCGUCGGACGCGGAACGGGUGAAAGAGCUGCUGGAGAGCUUCACGGCCGGCGAUGAGGCUUUUCGCGUGGAGGAUCUCAUCGACGAGGCCGAGCGGAUCGCGUAG